AUAGGAAGUAAAAUCGGUUGUCAAGAGCAAUGUCAAAGACGAGAGUCGCGGUGAUUGGUACAGGGAUUAGCGGGCUGGUGGCAGCAACAAUGCUGACAAGGAGCGGCGCUGUGGAGGUGGUGUUGUACGAGAAGGAGGAUUACUUGGGAGGCGAUGCGAAGACUGUUGCCCACAACGACAUUUAUUUGGACUUAAGCUUCAUGUUUUUCAAUCGAGUAACACAUCCAAACUUGAUGGAGUUUUUCCAGAGUCUUGGAGUUGAGAUGGAGGAAUCCGACAUGUCAUUCUCGGUGAGCUUAGACAGAGGCCACGGCUAUGAGUGGGGGAGUCGAAAUGGAAUUUCGAGUUUGUUUGCACAAAAGACCAAUGUUCUCAAUCCAUACUUUUGGCAAAUGAUCCGAGAAAUUGCCAAGUUCAGGGACGACGCCCUGAUGUACCUUGAAGAUCUCGAAGACAACCCCGACAUUAGUCGCAACGAGACGCUGGGCCAUUUUAUCAAAUCACGGGGUUACUCUGAAGUAUUUCAAAAAGCUUACCUUUUUCCCGUGUGCGCUUCGCUCUGGUCCUGCCCUUCAGAAGGACCAAUCAACUUUUCUGCAUAUUCUGUUCUUUCACUUUGCCGCAGUCGCCAUUUGCUUCAGCUCUUUGGCCGUCCCCAAUGGCAUACUCUCAGAUGGGGUUCACAAAAUUAUGUCAAAAAGGUUAGAGAACAGUUGGAGAGCAGAGGUUGUCGAAUAAGAAGUGGUUGUGAGGUUCUUUCUGUUUCAACAGACAAUGGUUGCCUCAUAACCUGUCAAGAUGGUUCCCAAGAAACCUAUGAUGGAUGCAUAAUGGCCACAAAUGCUCCAGAUACUCUGAAAAUAUUGGGGAAACAAGCAACAUGUGAUGAAACCAGAGUACUUGGUGCUUUCCAGUACGUCUAUAGUGAUAUUUUCCUUCAUCGUGAUAAGAAUUUCAUGCCCCAAAACCUUGCUGCAUGGAGUGGUCAGAAUUUUCUUACAACUGCGGAUGACAAGGUUUGCUUGACAUACUGGCUCAACGUGUUACAGAAUAUUCGUGAUACAGAGCUACCUUAUCUGGUUACCAUAAAUCCACCUCACACCCCAGAGCAUACUCUGCUUAAGUGGUCAACUGGCCAUCCAAUCCCGUCCAUUGCUGCAUCAAAAGCAUCAAUUGAGCUUGAUCAUAUUCAAGGAAAGAGAGGAAUAUGGUUCGCCGGAGCAUACCGGGGCUAUGGCUUUCAGGAGGAUGGAGUGAAGGCUAGCCUAGUCGCUGCAAAUAGUAUUCUUACUGAAAGUUGUGCUGUUUUGAGCAUCCCCAAACACAUGUUACCUUCAUUCAUGGAAACAGGAGCUCGCAUUUUCGUUAUUAGGUUCCUUGGACAGUAUAUCUCUACUGGUAGUUUAAUUUUAUUGGAGGAAGGAGGUUCAACUAUCACCUUUGAUGGAACCGGAAAGAAGUGUCUUCUUAAAACUUCUCUGAGAGUUCACAGUCCCCAGUUUUAUUGGAAGGUUGCUACACGGGGUGAAUUGGGACUUGCAGAUGCAUAUAUUCAUGGGGAUUUUUCACUGGUUGACGAGAACGAAGGUCUUCAAAACUUAUUCAUGAUUUUCAUUGCCAAUAGAGACUUAAAGACUUCUGUCUCAACAAAAAGGGGCUGGCGGACACCAUUGCUUUUCACUGCUUGUAUUGGAUCUGCGAAAUAUUUCUUUCAGCAUGUUUCAGGACAAAACACUCUAACACAAGCUCGCAGGAAUAUCUCUCGUCAUUAUGACCUGAGUAAUGAACUCUUUGCUCUUUUCCUGGAUGAAACCUUGACAUACUCCUGUGCAAUAUUCAAGUCCGAAGACGAAGACUUGAAAGUAGCGCAGAUGAGAAAAAUCUCUCUUCUAAUUGAAAAAGCAAGAAUCAAUGAGGAACAUGAAAUUCUUGAGAUUGGAAGUGGUUGGGGAAGCCUCGCCAUUGAAGUUGUUAAGAGGACUCGAUGCAAUUAUACUGGCAUCACUCUGUCGGAGGAGCAAUUAAGAUUUGCAGAAAUGAAAGUGAAGGAAGCUGGUCUUCAGGACCGCAUAAAGUUCCUUCUUUGUCACUACCGCCAAUUACCUGACACCUGCAAAUAUGAUAGAAUUAUUUCUUGUGAGAUGAUAGAACAUGUUGGCCACGAAUACAUGGAGGAGUUUUUUGGUUGUUGUGAUUCACUAUUGGCAGAUGAUGGGCUUCUUGUUCUACAGUUCACAUCAAUACCAGAUGAGCGGUAUGAUGAGUACAGGCGAAGCUCAGAUUUCAUUAAGGAAUAUAUUUUCCCUGGUGGUUGUUUACCUUCAUUAAGUAGAACAACAUCAGCAAUGGCUGCUUCAUCCAGACUCUGUGUUGAGCAAGUUGAAAACAUAGGGUUACAUUACACCAAAACACUCGGAUGUUGGAAGGAAAACUUCCUCAAACACUGGAGUGAAAUCAUCUCAUUGGGAUUUGAUGAAAAGUUCAUGCGGAUGUGGGUGUACUAUUUUGAUUAUUGCAUGGCUGGUUUCAAAACUUGUACGCUUGGGAAUUACCAGAUGGUAUUCUCGCGUCCUGGCAAUGUCUCUGUACUCGGCGAUCCAUACAAGGGUUCACCUGCUGCUUACUGGUCAUCUUCCACAAGGUGAUCACGCAGUUUCUCUUCAACAAUUCAUUUCCUUCUACCCUCUGAAGAUGAAUCCGACCUAUUCGAGCCCUGAAAAGUCGUUUCUUGUUGUUUUUGUACCAAGUCUUUCUUGUUUAUUUUGGUAUGUUCGUGAGCCAACUGGAUUUUACCAUAAGCCGCGUUUUGAACACUUAGACACAGAAUAUGAUCGAAUGUGAACAUUGACGACAUUGAUGUAAGAUUAAGCAUGUGUGCUGAGUUUUGCUUGAUCGUUUGGAUAAAUUUGUUUUCCUUACAAUUUGGGAAUUCAAAGCA
Molecule: messenger RNA, 2938 nt
Organism: Rhododendron vialii
Lineage: Eukaryota; Viridiplantae; Streptophyta; Magnoliopsida; Ericales; Ericaceae
Exons: 24
Coding region: 30-2645 (871 amino acids)
Biological process (GO): lipid biosynthetic process
Molecular function (GO): oxidoreductase activity; methyltransferase activity
Source: RefSeq, a predicted model, not a curated record